AUGGAUUCAGGAAAGGCAUUCAGUUUCCUGAAAACCAAGAAAACAAAUGCAAAAAGCUCAGGGAAAGAACCUUCUCGUGAAAUUUCCAAGGUUAUACAUCCAGACCUCCAUGACGUGGAUCCUACUUACUGUGUUUUUCAAAAAGACCAUUUUGAACGUGAUGAAGUCAUGCCUUUUCCCGAGUCUCAAUUCAUAGAGUUUAAGCAGUUUGCUACAAAACACAUUGAACAAUAUACGAAAGACACGAUUCUAGAGUAUAUCCCUGCAUUUGCAAACACUGAAGGAGGCUAUCUUGUUAUUGGUGUGGAUGAUGAAAGUAGGAAAGUUCUGGGAUGUGCUAAAGAAAAUGUUGACCGUGGCUCUUUGAAAAAGAAAAUAGAAGAAGCAAUACAAAAGUUAUCUUGUGUCCAUUUUUGCCAAUGUCAGUGCCAGAUAGAUUUCACAGUCAAAAUCUUGGAUGUGUUAGACAAGGGAGAGUUAUAUGGCUAUGCUUGUGUGAUCGGAGUGAAGCGAUUCUGUGGUGCAGUGUUCUCAGGUGUUCCCAGUUCCUGGAUGGUGAAGGAUAAGGAUGUUUGCAGCCUGACAACUGAGGAAUGGCUAAGCAUGAUGGUAGAUACAGAUCCAGAUCUUAGGCAGCUGUGCAAAGACUUUGAAUCUCAGCUGAGCCUGUCUAACAGCCCUCCUCAGAGCAGACCAGUGUACUCCAAGAAAGGUCUGGAACAUAAGAAGGAUCUCCAACAACUCUUAUUUCCAGUGACACCAGGAUGUCUGAAAUACACCCCUGAAUCGCUCCAGAAGGAACUGUUCUUGCAGAAUGAAGGUUUGGAGGAAUUAAUAAAUAGGCAAAUAGACCCAUUCUCCCAGGGAAUUUUAAUCCUUUCUACAAGCUGGGCUGUGGACCUGAACUUGGAAGAGAAGCAAGGAGUCAUCUGUGAUGCUCUGCUGAUAGCGCAGAACAAGCCGCCCAUUCUCUACACCGUCCUCAGGGAGCAAGACACAGAGGGGCAGUCCUAUUGCACUCACGUCGCGUUCACGCUGAAGCAGAAGUUGGUGAACGUGGGAGGCUACACUGGAAAUCUGUGUAUCACGACCAAGGUCCUCCACCUGAGUCCCGAGAGCAGUGCAGAAUCCUCGGCGGGUUCAGGCUCUGUGAUUGAUUACCCCAGUUCCUAUCACCUAGCAGACACUCAGCAAAUGGAAGCCUUGCUGCAGUCGCUUGUGAUCGUCUUGCUUGGCUUCCGGUCUCUCUUGAGUGACCAGCUCGGCUGUGAGGUUUUAAAUCUGCUCACAGCCAAGCAGUAUAAGAUCUUCUCAAAAAACCUGCGCAAGAACAAAGAGUUGUUUAUCCAUGGCUUACCUGGCUCAGGGAAGACGAUCAUGGCCAUAAAGAUCAUGGAGAAGAUCAGGAACACAUUUCACUGUAAGACAAAUGAAAUUCUCUACAUUUGUGAGAACAAGCCUUUGAAGAAUUUUAUCAGGGACAAAGAUAUCUGCCAGGCAGUGACCCGGAAGAGCUUCAUGAAAUAUGACUUUACACACAUUCAACACAUCAUCAUCGAUGAAGCUCAGAAUUUCCGCACUGAAGAUGGGGAUUGGUAUAGAAAGGCGAAAACCAUCACUCAGAGAGACACGGAUUGCCCAAGAAUUCUCUGGAUCUUUCUGGACUACUUUCAGACCAGCCACGUGGAGGACAUCGGCCUCCCUGCUCUCUCAGCCCAGUAUCCAAGGGAAGAGCUCACCAGAGUCGUACGCAAUGCAGAUCAAAUAGCCAGAUACCUACAACGUGUAUUGCAGAGGGUCAGGAAAAAUCCUCCACGUAACAUCCCUCAUGAGCCCCUGAAGAUGUGUCUUGAAGCUAAAUGGGCUCGGGAUGUUCAGGGAACCUUAAGUAUUAAGAAGGACUUAACUCUGAAUGCAGUAGUGACGCAUGUGGCAGACACAUGCAAGCUCCUCUUUGAAAGGGGCUAUUCUCCCAAGGAUGUUGCUGUGCUUGUCAGCACCGCAAGAGAGCUCUUGAAAGCAAUGAGAAAGAAAAGGAUAGUGUGUCUCACCAAUGCGAGUGACAUGGGGGGUGAUCACGUUGUGCUGGACAGUGUCCGAAGAUUCUCAGGUCUGGAAAGGAGCAUUGUGUUUGGGAUCCAUCCAAGCACCGUGGAACCAGCUAUCUUAUACAACAUUCUUGCCUGUCUGGCAUCCAGAGCGAAUCAACAGCUACAUAUUCUGUGGCAGCGUGACGUUUGA
Molecule: messenger RNA, 2241 nt
Organism: Rangifer tarandus platyrhynchus (Svalbard reindeer)
Lineage: Eukaryota; Metazoa; Chordata; Mammalia; Artiodactyla; Cervidae
Source: the annotation of a GenBank genome assembly